AUAUUAUAUAUUAUUUAUUAUUCAUAUAUUGUUAUUGUAGUUUAGGGGUGGUUGAAUAGGGGGGUGCGCCCUACCCCUGUGCAGGCUACCCCGUAUUUGUCAGCAACCCUCAAUCACUUUACCCAUACCCCUUGAUUGGUAUUAGCUUACACCAAUUAUCACCGAGGCGAGUUAAUUGAGCUGAGUCACCGAAUAUGAUUGUGUUUAAGUAAGUGGUACUUAAGCGCUGGCUGAGUUUGCUGUAAAAUUUUGCGUCCAAUACGCAACUGUUGCAACAAUUUUCGUAUUCGGCGACUGUGGCUCUGAGCAAACGAGUUCGAGGAUAUAAAUUUGGCCACAUUUCCCAUUUCCCAUUUCUAACCUGAUUAGGAGGUUCUCUUCCCUAACUAAGUUAAUAUCCGUCAAUUGAAUUGUAAGUAUGACUGCUCCAUUAAAAUUAUAUACUGCUGCUACUCCUAAUGGAUUUAAGAUUAGUAUCUUUUUAGAAUUCUUAGGGUUAAAAUAUGAUGUACAAAAGAUUAAUCUUCGUACCAAUGAACAAAAGGAAGAUUGGUUUGUUAAAUUGAAUCCUAAUGGAAGAAUUCCAACAUUAACAGAUUCUAAUACUGGAGUUACAAUUAGUCAAACGGCAGCUAUUUUACAAUAUCUUGCCGAUACUUAUGAUAAAGAUCAUAAAUUCUCGUAUAAAUUUGGAUCUGUUGAAUAUUAUAAGCAAUUGGAAUAUUUAAUUUAUUCUGUAGCUGAACAAGGACCAAUUACUGGUCAAUUAUCUCAUUUUACAAGAGCUGCUCCAGAAAAGAUUCCUUAUGCAUUAGAACGUUAUGGUACUGAUGUUAAAAGAAUUUUAGGAGUAUUGGAUGAAAUUAUUAACAGAAAUAAAGAUAAUGGUUUAUACUUUGUUGGAACUCAUUACUCGAUUGUUGACUUUUCCGUAUUUGGCUGGGCCAGAUCAGCUGGUAAUUUAGGUAUUGAUCUUGAUCAAUGGACUUACUUGGGUAAAUGGUUUAAGGAAUUGUCUGAAGCUCCUGAAGUUAAAAAGGGAAUUGAAAUUUUACAAUAACUAAAUAAUGUAGUUAGUCAUUUAUGAGCGAUGUUACAUUAUUUAUUAUUAUUAACCAUUUAUAGGUACCCAAAACAAUAGAUAUUAAAUUAGUCUAUGUAGAAAUAAAAUGAAAUAUAUAAAUAUAUU
Messenger RNA from Scheffersomyces amazonensis, 1189 nucleotides. It is a transcript of the gene GST2, whose product is annotated as glutathione S-transferase GST2. The transcript has a single exon. Lineage: Eukaryota; Fungi; Ascomycota; Pichiomycetes; Serinales; Debaryomycetaceae. The record is from RefSeq and is a predicted model, not a curated record. Bases 419 to 1060 code for a protein of 213 amino acids.